GGGAGGGAGGGAGGGAGGCCGGUCCCUUCCUCUCGCCAUGCCGCCCUGGGGGCUCCUCCUCCUGCUGCUCCUGCUAGGCGAGUCCGGGGCUCCUCCGGCCUGGUCCCCUCCUUCCUCCUCCUCCUCCUCCUCGGCGGCGUCUCCCUGGUGCCCCUUCUUCUUCCCGGGCGAGGCGGCUGAGGGCGGGCUGUGCUUCCGGAGGGCGGCGCGGGGCUUCGAGUGCCGUCCGGGCAGCUGCCGGGCGCAACUCUUCUCCCCGGGCGGGAACCUGAGCGCCAGCGUGCUGGGCAACGGGAGCGUGCUGCUCCAGUGGGCCUGGCCGCCUCCGGCCUCUCCUCCGCGGGGCUUCCGCCUCUCCUGCUCGUGGGAAGGGCCCCAGGCCGCGCCAGGCCUCCCUUGCCGCUCCGUCCGCCUCGGCGCCGCCUGCCGCGACUACCUGCUCCCCGAGGCCCACGCCGGGAUCCGGUACCGCCUCUGCCUCGCGGCCCUCUCCCUGCCGCCUCGGGAGGAGAAAGAAGAAGGCCGCGAGGGCCUCUCCCUGCCGCCGCCUCGGGAGGAGGAAGCCGAAGAAGAAGGCGAGUGCGUGGAGUUCGAGGGCCAGCCCGCGGGGCCCCGCGACAUCGUGGUGGCCAUGGCCGCCGUGGGGGGCGCCAUCUGCGUCAUGCUGGUCCUCAUCUGCCUCCUCGUGGCCUACCUCACCGAGAACGCGCCCCCCGCCCGGGCCGGGCCUACACCGCCCCCACAAGCCUGACCUGGGGUUGCCAUGGCGACGGGGCACUGCGCCAUCUUGGAAGAGGACACCCCACAGGGACAGGAGGAAGGCGGCUCCCCUGAGGGAAUGGCCCUUACAAGAUGGCGCCCUGAGGGAAGGACUCGUGCUAGAUGGCGCCCUGAGGGAAUGCCUUUUACAAGAUGGAGUCCUGAGGGAGUGGCUCUUACAAGAUGGCGCCCUGAGGGAAUGGCUUGUACAAGAUGGCAGCCUGAGGGAAUGGCUCUUGCAAGAUGGUGGCCUGAGGGAUUGACUUUUACAAGAUGGCGGCCUGAGGGAUUGACUUUUACAAGAUGGUGGCCUGAGGGAAUGGCACCCUGAGGGAAUGGCUUUUACAGGAUGGCACCCUGAGGGAAUGGCUUUUACAAGAUGGCGCCCUGAGGGAAUGCUUCUUACAAGAUGGCAGCCUGAGGGAUUGACUUUUACAAGAUGGUGGCCUGAGGGAAUGGCACCCUGAGGGAAUGGCUUUUGCAAGAUGGCAGCCUGAGGAAUGGCACCCUGCAAGAUGGCAGCCUGAGGGAAUGGCUUUUACAAGAUGGCGCCUUGAGGGAAUGACUCAUACAAAAUUGAGCCCUGAGGGAAUGACUUGUGCAAGAUGGCGCCCUGAGGGAAGGACUCAUGCAAGAUGGCGCCCUGAGGGAAUGGCUUUUACAAGAUGGCGCCCCGAGGAGAUGAUGCUUCCAAGAUGGCACCCUGAGGGAAUGGCUUGUGCAGGAUGGCGCCCUGAGGGAAUGGCUUUUACAAGAUG
Molecule: messenger RNA, 1517 nt
Organism: Anolis sagrei ordinatus
Lineage: Eukaryota; Metazoa; Chordata; Lepidosauria; Squamata; Anolidae
Source: RefSeq, a predicted model, not a curated record